AAAGUAUCGUCAUCUUCAGGCCACAUGUAAUUCAAGAAUAUUGUGCGCAGCUAAGUAGUGUGAAGAAGAAUGCAACUGUGAUUUUGUAAAUUAUCGGUACAUGUGCUACAUUUAUUGAGCUUUGUGGAUAACUAAAUAACUUUUCAAUAUGUUUACUAGAAUAAGAGACUUUGUAUAUAGGCAUAGGAGGAAGUUUUUAAUAGGUACAGCUGUUGUUGGUGGUAUUGCCCUUUUAAGUCGGUAUGCAGAGCACAAGUUACUUGAGUGGCAUGAUGCACAGACAAGAAUGUUACUUCAAAAGCAGAAAAAACGACAACAUUAUGAGAAUACACAGAGAACAGCUAAUACAACAGUCAUGAGUUUAGCAGGUAGCUUGAAGGAGCUUGUGACAAAAGACCUAGAUUCUGAAGCUCUUCUUCUAGCUAUCAGGGAGCAGCCACAGCACAAGCACAGCAUUUGGCAACAACUUAAAGUUAUAGGAUUUAGCCGUGCCAUAUCAGUUGUUUAUGUAUCAAGUCUGGUGGCUUCUGCUAUACGUGUACAAUUGAUGCUUCUCGGUGGUUAUACAUUUGGUGACCUAGUCCAUGAAGGUCAUGCAGGAAUACCAAUUUCUCAAGGAUUGCAACAGAAAUAUUUGGCUGCUGUCCACUUUCUGGUUGAAGAAGGGGUUCCCAAACUUACACAACAUGUGACUCGAGCUGUGACAAAAAUAGCCACUGGAUUACCCCUCACUCAGCAGUUAACACUUUCACAGUUGGAAGCUGUUUUCCAAGAAAUCAGGCUAUUGUUAGCUGGGGAAGGAAUUUCUCAGGAAAUUCCAGAAAGUAAGUCUUGUAAAUUGGAGAACUGGACAAGCUAUGUGUUACAGGUGCCACUGCCUCCAGAGGAUGAUUCUUCAGAGAGCAGGGUUUUGUAUAAUAUGUUGAUUGAGACUUGUGAUAUUCUAGGCAGUGAAGAUUUCAGUAUUGUUAUGGACUCGUUAAUUCAGCAUGGUUUUAACCACAUUUUUGAUAGAUUGGCAGAUUUCUAUCCUCUUAAUAAGCCCCAGCAAAGCUCAAGUGGUACUAUGUACAAUUGGGUCAGUAAUAUAAAUCGAGAAGAACCUCUCAGUGUUGCAGAAGAAAACAACUCUGCCUUGAAAAUCAGCCCUCCCCAGGGGGCAUUUUUGAGCAACCAUACCCUGGCUGUUGCAAAACUGGUGCCAGUGUUAUCUGGAAUAGUUCAUGGUGCUCUUUCUCCAGCACCUGGCCAGUUACUACAGAAAGUAUUAAUGGAAGAGAAGCUUGAGACAUUAGGUUUUAAUGUUUAUGAUGCAUUUGCCGUGCCUCUUUGUUAGUAGAAUGUAGAACAGUCUGGAAAGUAGGGUUAAUUUUUAAAUGUAUGCCUGCAACACGGAUGUAUCAAUUCAAAUUGUAAUUGAUAAUAGUAUUGUGUGUUUACAUGUUUAGCAUUUUUUGUACACUUAGUGAUGUAUUAAAUAUGGAACAUUGUAUCAAUACAUUUGUCUAAAACAGUA
This is a messenger RNA of Macrobrachium nipponense, 1516 nucleotides long. RefSeq names its product peroxisomal biogenesis factor 3-like (gene Pex3). NCBI's taxonomy places the organism in Eukaryota, Metazoa, Arthropoda, Malacostraca, Decapoda, Palaemonidae. Bases 149 to 1336 code for a protein of 395 amino acids. Gene Ontology annotation, cellular component: peroxisomal membrane. The record is from RefSeq and is a predicted model, not a curated record. Gene Ontology annotation, biological process: protein import into peroxisome membrane. The transcript has a single exon. Gene Ontology annotation, molecular function: protein-macromolecule adaptor activity.